UAAGGGCCGUAACGCUGGGUAUCCAGCCAGAAACGCAACGCAACGCAACUAAACCAAACGAAACGCAACGCAACGCAACGAACGAACGAACGAACGAACCAAGCACCACCGAAAUUGCGACAGCACUGCGCCUGGCCACGACGACCAACGGACCAGCGACGACUACACAUACUGCGAUACUGCCAACUACUGCCACGAUGGCCGACCACCAGACUGACACAAAUGAUAAAACGACGAUGGAAAGUAUAGCGCAAAACAUACUCGAGGUCAGUGCCGGAGGUGGGUCUACUACGUCGAAUCAAGUGGCCGCCUUGGAAUUUCAAGCCUCGCAGGUGAUAUCGAGGCUCGAGGAAGCUGUAGAGAGAGCAGCCGACGGUGGCGGUACCACCUGGAACAAUCCCUCUGGAUUUCUUUCGCAGUCGAAAAGCCCUGAUGAAAUAUUAACUUUGAUUCAGGAUUUGGUAAUUCACGACGACGCUCCGCAACCAGCGGAGGAUGGUUCGACCGAGACUUGUACCAGCCAGGUGACGAAUCUACCAACGUUAACAGAGCCAGCGAAAUUAGCGUUAAUUACACACGCUGUUUCCGCGUACGCUCUCGCGCUUCCAAAAUCGCACGCUCAGAAGCUAGCCGGUCGUUUGGCUGCCGACACCACGAGAUGGCUCAGUCAUAUUUUCCGUUUCAUCGACUGUGCCUCCUCGUUUCACGAGGACCACUUGGAAGGUUUAGUCAGGGUAACCAGGUUGGCGCUACACCGAAAGUAUCCUCGAUAUAUGGAAGAGGGUUUCACAGCUCUUACAGCUUCGCCGCCUCUAAUUUAUAGUUCCGUGGCCGCAUCUUUAGGUGUGGUUCAACAUCUAUGCAGACAGCUUUCUUUGCCGCUUCACUGCGUAAGACACAUUCCCUAUAAUACAAUGUUCGGAUCACGGUACAGUAUGGACGUUUCGGCUCUAGAACGACGUUUGGCGGAAGAUACUCAGUCGAACAGUGUAACGCCGCUUCUAGUGUUGGCCGAAGCGGGUUCGGUACUAACGGGACAUUGCGACAACAUCGCUAGGCUUCGUGCAAUUUGCGAUAAAUACAAUGUCUGGCUCCAUCUCCGUGGACAUUGUUUGGCUGCGUUAGCGCUGAAUAAUUCAGCGAAAGACUUGCCUUCAAAGGUAGCGGAUAGUAUUACAUUACCUCUUGGUGUUUGGCUAGGUAUACCGUCGUUGCCAGUAGUCACAUUGUACAGACUAACGGACACGAAAGGUGGUCGACCCACUCCGAGAGACACAACUUUAUCGUUUGUGUCGGGUUUAAUGACGGAUUCGUUGUCCAGACGUUUACCGACUUUACCACUGUGGGCUACGUUACAGGCUUUAGGUCGAGACGGUGUACAUAAUAAACUCAAGAGAUGCUUUUUAGCUGUGGAAGAAUUGUACAAUAAAAUAAAAAAAUUUACUUGCAUAGGAAUUUUGAGUCAACCACCAGGAGGGGAAACAGGAUCCUAUACGAUAAACGAAUUGUUAACGAAUCCUGUUAACAAUCCGCAACUCUUCGAAGCGGUGGCCAGUGCUUUAGUCUUUCAAUUUUUGCCCGCGGACAGAGAUGCUCAAGCAAUGGAACGCGUUCCACCGUAUUACGACAAACUAAAUUCCUGGCUGGGACAAAUUCUUCAAAGAGAUAUCGAGAACGUACAAAUAGAGCUGUGCGAGAUCGAACACCAUGGCGUAGCGAUUCGCAUUUGCCCUCUCGAAAACUCGGAAUCACCACCUACGACCGAGGAUAUAGAUAACGUGGUGGCUUGUCUCGAGCAACAGAUAGAAAUAUUGCUGGCGACAGUCGAACGCAAAGAAACAUUUGUAAAAUUAGUCUCGGAGAAUGAUUCGUUGCAUUUAGUGGAGAUGCCAGGUUGGGCUGGUUUAGGAGGUGUUCGUUACGCUCCUCCCACUUGGAUUCACGUAAUGACGGAUCAGGCCAAGGAGGAAUUGAAUAGAUUGAAUACGCAAUUGGUCGAAGCUUUACGAAGCACGGACGCGGCGUUUUCUUUGGGGGAAGGAGCCGACGGUUUGGCAUGCGUACGAUUUGGAAUGGUUACGCAAGACACGGAUGUAGCCGAAUUAUUGUCUUUGGUUUUGCAAGUUGGUCAAGAAGUGGAAGCUAGUUCCAAGUUACUCGAUACGAUAUCCGAGGUGGUAAAGAGAGGCAUCGAAGCAGCGCAGACAGAUUUGGAGAGAGAAAACGCCGAAAAAUUAUGGCAAGAAGGUAUUCUUAGGCACGUGCCCGUCGUUGGGACCUUUGUCAAUUGGUGGAGCCCACCUUCGAAGGAGACUGGAGUUCGCGGACGUAGUUUAAAUCUACAGGCUGGAGUCGUCGAAAGUACAGAGAAUAUUUACAAGUACCACAUGCAACUGCAACCGAAUUCUACCGUGGUCAAUGGAUCUGGAGCUAGAACUCCACCGCAACCGUUGGUGCAAACACCAGUUGGCGCGGGAAGUCAGAGUCAUAGUCGGUCUUCGAGUCACUCUAGCCUGCAGAGCGGCAAAAGUAUUUCCGCGAUCGCAAACAUCGCUUCUCAUCCAUUGGUAAAAGAGGAAUCUGGCGAGGUCAAGUCGUAGUGAACGUCAAAUGGCAUGGUUUGUCGACGGAAAACAACAUCUGCGUCGAGUCUGCGGACUUGACGUGAGAAAGAAACGAUGCCGUGGCUGAAACGCUCGUAACGAAUCUUUCCCGCGAAAGUUACUCUUUACGUUGGCAGAGGAGAGCAGAGCAAAGCAAAGCAUUAGUUCUCUGAAACGUAAGCCGAAGAGCUUGGUAACUCGAGCCAGGUAAACUCGCGCUGUCCAUUCUUUAUCGAGCAAUUUUCUUCUCAAACAUUUUACCUUAUCCUUCGGUCGUGAUCCGUACACAGUGUUCUUUUCUUUUCAACGGCUUCUUACUUGGACGUUUUAACUGUGCAAGCUCGCAUACGAUUUGCUUAAUUAUGGCUGAUGUACUUAUUAGACUGAUACAAAGUAAAAUCGUUACUGUUACGACGAGUUUGAUAAAAAGCAUCGACUGUCAUCGUUUACUCAAGCAUUUCUUACAGCACAAUGGUCAGCCAGACAUACACGUCUCGCAAGUGAUGUUCGCGUCACAAUAUUCGAAUGUUAUUACGUUCGCUUUAAUUAGUCGAACGUAUAUCGAUAUUCCAGCGCGGAGUAAAAGUUUAAAUAAAUGUGAUAGAAUUUUACACGAUACGUUGUUUGUACACGAGUUCAAAUGAAAUUUUUCAACAAGAUGUCCCUUAUUUUUACUCAUCGGCGCCGCCUAUCACGGUCAUUGAAAACACCGAUACGAUUUUCAUUGGUUUCUUUCGAAACAGCACAAGGUAUAUUCGAUAGACGUCGGUACACGAAAAAUCGUGAUCGCGCUACCAUCAUUUUACGACGUUACAAUUUCUUCAUAGUUGCUAAGCUUUUACCAACGAUCCAACUAAACGUAUCUAAAGAAGAACGGGGACGGGAACGGAAACGGAAACGUUCCGACAUUAAAGCGCCGACUCACCAAAGAGACACUCGCAGGAGUAGUGCUGGACACGUGGAUCGUCGAUUCGACGAAAAGUUCGUUCGUGCUUCUAAUAAUCGAAAUGCGGAAAACAUUAACCAACGCGAUCAUACGAAUGCCGUGUAAUUCUUCUUUUUAGAUCAAGAUUGGAACGCAACGCGAACCGUUGCUCUGUAAUAAUGUGUAAUUUUGCCAACAAAGGCCAGGAUUCGUCGGAUUAUAGGAAAAACUUGAACAAAAUAUUUGCAUUACGCUACAACUCGGUAAAUUGUUGACAGAUACAUUAAACGAAAAGAAAUUGAACUGUAUGUAUAUUUAUGUACCAAAUUGUUGUAAUAAAGUAUUACAAUCGGUAUACCGUA
Hylaeus anthracinus is the source of this 3890-nucleotide messenger RNA. Its product is annotated as pyridoxal-dependent decarboxylase domain-containing protein 1. The transcript has 11 exons. The record is from RefSeq and is a predicted model, not a curated record. Gene Ontology annotation, molecular function: carbon-carbon lyase activity; pyridoxal phosphate binding. Gene Ontology annotation, biological process: carboxylic acid metabolic process. NCBI's taxonomy places the organism in Eukaryota, Metazoa, Arthropoda, Insecta, Hymenoptera, Colletidae. Bases 198 to 2600 code for a protein of 800 amino acids. Gene Ontology annotation, cellular component: intracellular membrane-bounded organelle.